AGAAGAGUUCUUCAUGCCAGGGACCGCUGUAGCCUCAGCACACAGAGUACUGUAGCUCCUGGAUCACACGAAGAUAAGCAAAUGGAUGAGAAAGAGCUGAGUGAUUCUCUGAAUAACGUGUCUCACAUUAAAGAUGAUCUGACCAGGUCAAACAUGGGGUCUUCUGGUGACUCAGAGAAAGUCAUCCAGCACUUGAAAGAUGAGCUUCGAGAAGCCCAGGAGCUAGCCAAUACUGAGAAACACAAAUGCAUGGAGCUACAAGGCAUCCUGCAGGAAGAGCGAAAAGACAAUAAAAAACAAGCUGAUGAAUCUGCAAAACAGAUAAAACAUCUUCAAGGCCAGCUGAGGCAGCUCCAAGACGAAACACACAUUCUCAGGGAGCAGAUAGAUGUCUCCUCUGGUUCACACGACGAGUUACAGAGUGCACGUGACGAGGUGAAGGCGCUGAAACGUGCCUUAGAGGCAGCCACUACCGAGCGGGACCGUGACGUCGCUGUUAUCCAGAACAACCUGGCAACCGUCUCAAAGGAUCUGGACAAAUGGCGUCAGACUGCCAACAAAUAUGAGCGUGAGAUCGAGAACCUGCAGCGUGACCUUCAACAACAGAGCAAGCAGUGGCAGAAGACUGCAGAGAUACAAGCCAGUGAGCUGCAGUCCAUGCAGGUGGAGUGUAACGGGCUUCAGAAGGAGUGCUCUGUCCUGCGAUCUGAAAAACAAGACACUUUGAAUAAGCACCAGAAGGAAAAGAGCAGCCUGCAAAGUGAGUGUGCCUCCCUCAGGGCCGAGAAGGAGGAACUCCUCAAGACUCACCAGAAAGAGAAGAGCAACCUGCAGAGUGAAUGUGCAGCUCUGCGCUCUGAGAAAGAGGUUGUGCUGCAGAGACAGCAGCAGCUGGAAAAGGACCUUGCCAGUUCGCGUGCCCAGAAUGCCGAGCUGAGCAGCAGCCUCAAAGCCCUGGAGAGAUCCCAGCAGGAGUUGGAGAAGAGGCUGGCGGCUCUGCAGCUCCAGCACCAGCAGGAUAGCACCAAGCUGCAAACCCAGCUGGAUGAAGCAGACAGCCGCAGCAAGGCUCUGCAGAGAGAGUAUGAGGAGGUCCAGACAGAACUAUCAGACCUGAAGGAAAAAUAUGAGAAGACUGAGCAGGAAAAACAGAUGCUUACAGGGGAUUUUGAGGAGUGCAAAGCCCAGCUGAAGGAAUUACAGGACAAAGGGACAAAGAAACUGUGGAUGAUCUGGGGGCCUGUGGCUGCUGUGGCUCUAACAGCUGUGACGGCUGCCGUGCUCUUGAGGACCUGAGGGCAGUGUGCUCACACACACACACACACACACACACACACACACACACACACACACACACACAAAUCCAUAUUUGUCAUCUCUGCACUGAAAAAUUUGCCCCCUUAUCAUAUCUGCACUAUUAAUUAGGAGGGCUCGUACUUAACACUGUUUAAUAUUAAGAUGCUCUAUUUUAGAUGAGAAGAAACGUUAAUAAAAGAAUGUGUCAGUUUUGUGUGCAAAUGAAAAAGUUUGUUUGUAUGCUUAUUAUUUUUUGAAGGAACUCUAGUUGGGUCAUUUUUUGUUUACUAUAAUGACUUAUAGAAUACCCAUUAAUGAAUGUAAGGAAAUGUUAAAUUAGCUCUAAAUAAAUGAUGAUAUUUUAGAUGGAUCACCUGGAGUUUGGACCUCCCUAAAUGUAAUACUUCUCUGUAACUGUCAGAAUAAUAAAUAUUGUCACAAUAA
Molecule: messenger RNA, 1740 nt
Organism: Plectropomus leopardus (leopard coralgrouper)
Lineage: Eukaryota; Metazoa; Chordata; Actinopteri; Perciformes; Serranidae
Source: RefSeq, a predicted model, not a curated record